CGCGGGCACUCGGGCCCGGUGAGGGACGCGCCGCGGCCGCCGCCAUCGCCAUGGUCUCCUGGAUGAUCUCCCGGGCCGUCGUGCUGGUGUUUGGGAUGCUGUAUCCUGCAUAUUACUCAUACAAAGCUGUGAAGACAAAAAAUGUGAAGGAAUAUGUUCGCUGGAUGAUGUAUUGGAUCGUGUUUGCUCUUUAUACAGUUUCUGAAACAAUAACUGACCUAACAGUCUCUUGGUUUCCACUCUACUAUGAACUGAAGAUAGCUUUUGUUAUUUGGCUCCUUAGCCCAUAUACUAGAGGGGCAAGUUUAAUCUACAGAAAAUUUCUCCACCCGCUUCUUUCUUCUAAAGAAAGGGAGAUUGAUGAGUACAUUGUACAGGCCAAAGAAAGAGGCUAUGAGACCAUGGUCAAUUUUGGAAAGCAAGGGUUGAAUUUGGCAGCAACUGCUGCAGUUACAGCAGCUGUAAAGAGUCAAGGUGCUAUAACUGAGAAACUGAGAAGUUUCAGUAUGCAUGAUUUGACUACUAUACAAGGAGAUGAGCCAGUAGGACAGAGACCCUAUCAGACUUUACCAGAAGCAAAAAAGAAAACCAGAGCCUCUGCAAGUGAGUCUUCAGGUUACAAAAGUUCACUGGAAAGAAAUCCUGGAGAUGAUAAAACAGAUGAAGAGAUGGAGGGAACACACUCUGAGGAUGAAAUGUUAGCUCAGAGAGGCCUUCGAAGAACUCAGAGCAUGAAAUCAGUGAAAACUAUUAAAGGCCGUAAAGAGAUACGGUAUGGAUCACUGAAAUACAGAGUAAAGAAGAGACCUACUGUAUACUUCUGAGUGUAUCGCACAAUGCCUGCAAGACAAACUGCUGUAUGAUAGUAACUUGAAUUCAGUGCAUCAAGUGUGAAAGAUCUUUGUAUGAUUUAUAUAAUGAAUAUGUAUUAAUAGAUAUGGUAGGACUUGGUUUUACGAACCUAAGUGGUCGGAUAAAGUGUUACUCUGCUUUUCUGUAAUUGCUUAUUGUUUCGACUUAAAUCUGGACAAGUUAUAGUAUGAAUUUCAGUACUCCUUAAAUGGGAAUUAAAUGAGUAACAGGAAACAGCCUUUUUCCAGAGGUACUGAACAGACUGAAAUGAUUACAACUCCAACUGCAUUAGCAGAAGUUGUAACUAUUUGCAACUUGUGAAAAUUCAACCCAUGGUGUCCCCAGGUUUACAUGGAAAGACAGAUAUACUUGAAAUAUUUUUCUGAACUACAAUUCCUGUAAAGGCCUUUGUGUAAUAUAAAAAUGUACAGCUUAGAGGACAGCAGAUAAGGAUGGGGAAGGAAAAGGAAACAUGAGGUACAUGUGGUAUAUCCUUCAGAUCAUCCUCUUGCAUCAUAUUGCCAAGCUUAACAAAGAUAACGCCAGUGGGUGCAAACUGGGGGUACAUUCAGCACUUUAUGCAAAACUGGGUAGUUUUGCACGCUCUUACUGGUUUAUAGCUGCACAUGUCAUGGCUGUGACUUCUUAGGUAGGGUUAGCCUUUUGAAUCCUUGUGCUUCAUGGUCCUUUAACAUUUAUCUUGAUUGGUUAAUUAGGCUUCAGGUGCUGUAGAUAAAUGCUACUAACAGUAAUAUUAUCAGGUGCCUUUCUACGUAUGGCUAGGCUGUGUGGGUUUCUGUCUGCACGGGGUUUUUCUGUGGGUUUUGGGGUCUUCUUUUGUUUGUUGUUUCAUUUCUGUCUUUCUCCUUUACCUAGACAGAUAAAACAUCAUUUAAGUCAGUUUUUGGUUACAGUUGUGGUAAGUAAAACUUGUAGCAAUUCCAUUUAUAGACCUCAGGGAUCUGAUCAGCCCAUCAGCUGUGUUUUAGAAGUCAUGCUGAUGUGAAGGCAUGUGUGAUAAAUUAUCCAGGUCCUGGUUUGGUUUUGCUCUGCGUUGCUUUAAGAAUGAAAAAUUAUAUAUAUAUUAGAACAUGUACAUUUGUAUAUUUCAUAUCAUAUGUGGAUUCUAAAAUUGGCUAUGUUGUCCUUUCAUUGCUGAAGUUAUUACUAAAAUAGUUACAUACAAAUAGCUUUUUCUAAAAGUCUAGCCAAUUCAGUCAGCCAUUUUAUAACCUACAGUCCCGUGGCAUAACUGAUUGCACAGAGAUUAAUUUUGCAAUGUCAUUCAGGUAGGGGCUUGUCAUAAUGAUUCUUUGAGGUUUCCUUUGGUUUUACUUUGUGCAAUUCUAAAAUUAGACUGACUUUAGUUUCCUGUGAGACACUAUUUCUACUGUGGAUUCAGGGAGGAAACACUAUUAUUGUAGCUAGUAGUUUUUAUUACUUGGCAUGGGGAGAGAUGGUGUUACUUUUGGAAAAGAAAAUGGCAUGUGAUCCUUCCUAUCCUUGGAUCUCGGACUCCAGACCUUAGGCUUCCCCCCCAGGAAUGACAGUCAUCUGCAAGCUUACUACAGUGUUUUUAAACAUACUCUUAAGGCUGGGGCCUGCUACAGUUCUUUUUCUUUAUAUUACAGCCAUAGCACGUUCACUGCUAGUGGACACUGGAUGGCCUGUUAUUAUAAGCUGGCAUUUGAAGUAGUCUUCUGUAGACUUUGGGCCAGGGUUUGAGUUGUAUGGAUGAAAAUGCAGCUGGUCUGUAUUGGCAUUGUGUUCCUCACUUGCUCGUGUAGGCCUUUGUAAGCCAAGUGCAAAGCCUUGGUCAAAUAUUACAAUACUGAUGGCUCAGUGCUUUUAGCAUCUCUGAGGAAGUUAAAUGCUAUGUAGUAAGAAGUUGCAACAGUCCACAAGUGAUUAAAAGGCCAAAGCUUGUAGUGUUACUUCACUCAAAGAUGCAGUAUCAUACUAGAAGAUAGUAAGGCUGCUCUCUCCCAUAUAAGUCUAGCACAAAAAUCCCAUCCUCUAACUACAACUGCAACUUGUCAUCUAGCUUUUAUAAGGAUCUGUUGUUGUCUGUGGGGAAGGCAGUGAUCAGACAGGCAGCCUCCCUGGAGCAUAGGGCAUCACUUGUGCUCCAGGAAUGCUUGUGCUUCUCAUCUAUUUCCCUGAACGUAGGGGGAGCCUGGCUAUGUGUUAAGUAUGUACCUUUCUAAAAUGUUAGGGGAAACUGAGGCUUUUGUAUUUGCAUCUUGCCCCUCUUUGAAAAUUAGACUAACCUGGGCCUGGGGUGCAAUCUCUUAAUUCUUACUCUCCAGCUGAGUGUUCUCCUUGAGCACCUGCUGCCACAUCUUGCUUGAACUCAUCAGGUUUGUCUUAUGGGCAAGUAUAGCAAUAAAAUUGUCAUUUUCUACAAAUUUCUACAAAUCAGAACCUUGCAGGAAGGAGCAGGGUAAGCCCUUCUUUCAGAACUACAGCACCUGUGACAGGUACAUCCUGUUUUGGGAAUAGUGUUCUUGUCACAUUUCUGGGGCUAGAGAUGAUUUGAGUGGUUUAGGCUCUGCCACAGUUGUGUCAGUAAGUUGUUCUACAUGCUAUUAUAAACUUAAGGCUGUAACUCCUGGCAGUCUUAACUUGCUAAUUAAGUAGUGACAAAGGCUGAAUAAACUCUCCUUUUUCUGAACUAUGCAUUGAACUAGGAAAGCUGGCAGUAUUACUCAUAUUCAUUACUGUUUGCAUACAAAUGUACUUGUGUUAUCUCAGAUGCUGUCUUCACUGAUAAAUCUUCCAGUGUUUACCUAGCUGUUUUUUCAGUCUUAUGUCCUAAUGUAAAACUCUUUUAACACCUCCAUUUUUGCUCUUUGAAUUAAUCCUGAAACUGGUUCACUGUGUUAUCUUGUGGUUUUUUUUUUUUUUUUCUUUCUUGCUGUUCAUUGUCAGCUGAUGCUUUGCAGGGCACAAUGGCAUGAUUAGCUUUCAUCCCAAUUGUAUGUAUUUCUCUCUGGUUGUUGAAUUUAGUUUUAUUUUGAAACACUACACAAUCUUUUAAACUCUGUGUACAGGACACUUGCUAACUUGUUUGCCUUAGCAACUGCAAAAGGGAUCUGUAGAACUCUUGCCAGUAAACAUCUUGGAAAAAUGUUAAAUCAAAAUUUAACUUUUUUGGUUUGUUUGGGAAUGUAAAAUGGUAGCUCCUGUCAAAUUAUGUAUUAUUAUGAACACAGCAUUUCCUGAGAAUUUGCUGACUGUGACCAACAAGACUGCUAAUAUAGUGAAAGAAAAACUUAGGGGUUAAAGGUUCUUUAAAAGACAACGUGUAUUUCUGAGGUCAUAGGUUUCAAGCCUUUCUAAAAUAUAUCUGAACUUAGUAAGAUUUCUUAGCAAAAGCCUGCUCUACAUGGUAAAAUACACAGUUGGAGAUAAGGAUUGAACUGAUGGCCUUCAGCUGCAAAUAAACUUAGGCCAGACUCUGAUUACAAGGUAACUGCCAAUGUUAGCAACUUAAUGCUAAUUGCUUUGCUAUGUGAAAGAAACUGAAUGCUAUCCAAGAUACUUUUGGCAAACUAUAACAAAUUUAAAAAUGAACAGAAGAUAAUUUUUUUAAACAGAAUGGUGGAGUAAAUGCUAGAUGCAUUUAACAAGCUGUUAAUGACAAAAGAUGUCUUAUUUUCUGUCUUGCUUUUAUUAAUAGGAAGUUGAUAUUUUAAAGUAUUUUUCUAUAAAAAUGUCUAUGUGCAAAGGCAAUACUUUAACAUUUUUCAAGAACUUGUACUUUUAAACACUACAGACCAGAGACUGUCUACAUGGAGACUGAAGUUAGGAGCUUUAAAAAAAUGCAAUGUAAGCUUUAAUUUUUUAUAUUGUAAUAAUAACAACUUGCUGUCAACUUGUUUACAUAUUUUUAGGAGGGAAAGCUUCAUUAUGCAUUGAUUUAUCUUGAUACUGUCUUUAAUAAAUGCUGCUUUGAACAGAA
Apus apus (common swift) is the source of this 4816-nucleotide messenger RNA. RefSeq names its product receptor accessory protein 3 (gene REEP3). Gene Ontology annotation, cellular component: cytoplasmic microtubule; endoplasmic reticulum tubular network; endoplasmic reticulum membrane. Bases 51 to 824 code for a protein of 257 amino acids. Lineage: Eukaryota; Metazoa; Chordata; Aves; Apodiformes; Apodidae. Gene Ontology annotation, molecular function: microtubule binding. The record is from RefSeq and is a predicted model, not a curated record. The transcript is spliced from 8 exons. Gene Ontology annotation, biological process: endoplasmic reticulum tubular network organization.